Molecule: messenger RNA, 1218 nt
Organism: Rotaria sp. Silwood1
Lineage: Eukaryota; Metazoa; Rotifera; Eurotatoria; Philodinida; Philodinidae
Source: the annotation of a GenBank genome assembly
AUGUCAUUCAAUACACUAGCUGCUGGUCUGAAGCAGACAAUUAUCACAGUAUCACCACCUUCUGACGAUUAUCAAAUUUGCUAUGAUGUCGUUAUUAAUUUCAUAUCGGCAGAAGGUCUACCCAAAAUGGAUAUUGCGGGUUGUGGUGACCCAUAUUUCGAAGCCAAAAUCGAUGAUAGAAUUAGAUUCGUUUCAUCCAUCCAAUCGAAUACAUCAACACCAACUUGGGAUGAUGGAGAAUGGAUCGUUCGAAAUAUUCCUCGUACGGCAAAACUUCUCGUUCGUCUUUAUGACAAAGAUGAUGAAAAAGUAGCUGAUGACUACUUUGGUCAGUUUGAAAUUACUGAUCUCAUUGAUUAUCAACCUCCACCGAACGGACAUACCAUCAUUGGUCUAUUAGGUUUACAUCACGGUCAAUUCCAUUUGUCUAUUCAAUCAAAUAAAACAUCUGUGGAGAAUCUUAAACUUCCUCCCUAUACCUUUGACGGUCCUUGUUAUUAUUCUCGUCAUGAUUCGUUACCUGUCGGACGACUCACCAUGAUUAACGAAGAUUGCGUCUAUCCAACAUGGAAAGUACAAUUGCGGCGAAUUCAAACAUUUUUCCAUUCUCAAUUCUAUCAAUCAUGGAAUAGACAUCAUAAACCAGCUCAAAUGAUUUUUAAUGAUAGUAUUCGUUCGGCGGCUAUUCAAACAACAAUCAAAAUGGCACAUAGAGCAUUGUAUAGACGUACGUUAAAAAACAAUCAAAGUGGACGAUUGAACACUGUUGACGAUCUAUGGAAGCUGUUUGUCGAUAAAUCCACAAAACAAAUAAAACCAUGUAUCUAUACAUAUAUUAUCGAUGAUAAUACAUGGCGAUUUAGCGAAACGGGUGCUGGAAUUUUUAUCGAUUUUGCAAGCAAACAUGCUCUUCUAGCGAAUGGUUCAGAUCAUGUUUGUUAUGCUGGAGAAUUUCAUCCUCGUCCAAAAUAUGGAUGGGAAAAUUUGACUGAUGAAUGGGAAUUAGUAUUCGAUAAUGGAUCUGGCACAUAUGCACCGAGUAGUACUUUAUUGUCGAAUUUGAAAGAACUAUUUAUAUUCAAUUUUCCUGGAUUGAACGUACUUGUUUACGAUUAUAAAGAUCCACAUUUAAAAAAAUGUAUAGAACAAUUGAAACUGGCUCAAGAACACCGGGAGAAUAGCUUUGCGACGAUCAGUCAACUUUUACCACCUCUAUAG